Hemicordylus capensis (graceful crag lizard) is the source of this 4984-nucleotide messenger RNA. It is a transcript of the gene JPH3, whose product is annotated as junctophilin 3. NCBI's taxonomy places the organism in Eukaryota, Metazoa, Chordata, Lepidosauria, Squamata, Cordylidae. Bases 1101 to 3374 code for a protein of 757 amino acids. The transcript has 5 exons. Gene Ontology annotation, cellular component: plasma membrane; junctional membrane complex; endoplasmic reticulum membrane. The record is from RefSeq and is a predicted model, not a curated record. Gene Ontology annotation, biological process: regulation of synaptic plasticity.
CAGAGAGGAGGAGAGAGAGAGGGAGGGAGAGGGAGAGAGAACGGGGAAAGGGGAGAGGGAGAACCAGAGAGGGAGGCUGGAUCUUUUCCCCUUAAUAAGCAGGAUUUAUAUCCACUGGGGAGACAGGGAGAAGAGGGCAAGGGGCCUAAAAGGAGGAGGAAGGGGGGGUGGAGAUGCAAGCGCCUUCUGGCCCCUCCCAGAGCAGCAGAGCCACAGACCAGGACCCCCCACCCCACCUCUCUCCACCCCUCCUCCGCCCCUUCCGCCUCCUGCAUCCUCCCCUCUUGCCACCCUUCUGAAACCAGCCUUCCCGAAAGGGCAUCUCUGGGAGCCAAAAUGUGGGACUUGCUCCAAAAUGCCAGCCGAGACCUAACGGAGUAAGGUUUGCUGGGGGUGGGGGUGGGGUGCUGUGUAGGGAGGAAGAAAAUGAGAGCAGUUGGUUGUGUAGGGUGAGGUGUAGGUGUGUGAGGGUGUGUGAGUGUGUGUGUGUGAGUGAGUGUGAGUGUGUGGUGUGUGUGUGUGUGUGUUUGUGUAUGUGUGUGUGUGUGUGCGCGUGAGAUUGAGACAGGCACAGACACUGCAUUGCUGCUGAUGUAGGAGUCGCUCCAGCAAAAACACAAGCACCGGGUUGCUGCUCUGCCUUGGACUUGCUGAUCAAUUUCCCCAUCAAGACAGCAGCAGGUGGAGGUCACAGAGGGGGAUCGGAGACCCUUUCCUGCCGUGGUAUUGUAUUUUCGUCCCCCCCCCCCCGCAACCAGGAAUCCUUCUUCUCCACUGGCAUCUGGCCUCCUUUGCCCACCUUUUCCCUCCCAGGUUUUGCCUCGGAUGGUUCUAAAGGCGACCCGUUUGCACCAAAACCCGUCUGAUUUGCUGCUCUUGACAAUCUUAUAUUCUCACUAUUUGGGUCCAGUACAGUACCCACAGCAGGAAGACGAGCGGACGGAUCCUGUGCCUCCCCCUAGAGAAUGUGCCAGCGGCAGGAAUUGACUCAAGCAGCCCUUUGGAUUUGGUGCAUUAUUUAAGGUGUUUUUUCCUCUCUUCCUUUUCCGGCUUUUUCUUUUCUUUUCACCUUUUUGAGCAUUUGCAAACCAGUUACAUGCAUGUCCAGUGGGGGAAGGUUUAAUUUUGAUGAUGGAGGGUCUUACUGUGGAGGCUGGGAGGACGGCAAGGCUCACGGCCAUGGAAUCUGUACCGGCCCAAAGGGUCAAGGCGAGUAUGCAGGAUCCUGGAGUCAUGGCUUUGAAGUGCUGGGGGUCUACACCUGGCCGAGUGGCAACACGUACCAGGGCACCUGGUCCCAAGGAAAGCGCCACGGCAUUGGCGUGGAGAGCAAAGGCAAGUGGGUGUACAAAGGCGAAUGGACUCAUGGAUUUAAGGGACGCUAUGGGGUGCGUGAGUGCACAGGCAACGGAGCCAAAUACGAAGGCACCUGGAGCAACGGCCUGCAAGAUGGCUAUGGGACGGAGACCUACUCGGAUGGAGGGACAUACCAGGGCCAGUGGCUUGGUGGGAUGCGUCAGGGAUAUGGUGUCCGGCAGAGCGUACCAUACGGCAUGGCUGCGGUUAUCCGAUCGCCCCUAAGGACCUCCAUCAACUCUCUGCGCAGCGAACACACAAACGGCACAGCGCUGCACCCUGAUUCUUCGCCUGCUGUGGCGGGGAGCCCUGCCGUCUCCCGGGGGGGAUUUGUCUUGAUGGCUCACAGCGACGCAGAGAUCCUGAAGAACAAGAAAAAGGGGAUCUUCCGGCGGUCCCUGCUGAGCGGGCUCAAGCUGCGCAAAUCCGAAUCCAAGAGUUCCUUGGCCAGCCAACGGAGCAAGCAGAGCUCUUUCCGCAGCGAGGCGGGCAUGAGCACCGUUAGCUCGACGGCCAGCGACAUCAACUCCACCAUCAGCCUCGGAGAAGGUGAGGCAGAACUCUCGGUCAUCGAAGACGACAUCGAUGCCACCACCACCGAGAUCUACGUGGGCGAGUGGAAGAACGACAAGAGGUCAGGCUAUGGGGUCAGCCAGCGCUCCGAUGGGCUCAAGUAUGAAGGCGAGUGGGCCAACAACAAACGUCACGGCUACGGCUGCAUGACCUUCCCGGACGGUACCAAGGAGGAGGGGAAGUACAAACAGAACAUCCUGGUGAGUGGCAAGCGGAAGAACCUCAUCCCGCUGAGAGCCAGCAAGAUCCGCGAGAAGGUGGACCGGGCUGUAGAAGCUGCCGAGCGUGCCGCCACCAUCGCCAAACAAAAAGCGGAGAUUGCGGCUUCCAGGACAUCCCAUUCCCGGGCGAAGGCGGACGCAGCUGUGACGGCAGCGCAGAAGGCUCAAGAGGAGGCCCGGAUUGCCAGGAUCACUGCCAAAGAGUUUUCGCCUUCCUUCCAGCACAGGGAAAAUGGCCUCGAGUGCCAGAGGCCGAAGCGCCAGCAUUCGAGUGACGACAUCGAGGUCCUUUCGACAGGGACGCCCCUCCAGCAAGAAAGCCCAGAGCUCUACAGGAAAGGAACGACCCCUUCGGAUCUCACUCCAGAUGACAGCCCUCUCCAGAGCUUCCCCGCCAGCCCCUCCUCCACCCCACCUUUGGGUCCCUCCUGUCGGAACAAGAGCACCCACUUCUCCAGGCAAGUCUGCAUGGACGAAGAGAGGGGGGGAGAGAUCCAGAUGUUGCUGGAGGGCCGCGGCGGGGACUACCUGAGGCCCAAUAGCUGGGGCGAAGACAAGGAGGGAGGGACACGUGGCGUGAGAAGCGGAGGCUUGCGUAGCAGCCAGCUGGGCUUCUCCGAAGACUACCGGGCCCGGAGUGGUGGCCACAAGCAUGCAGGCUCCAACCACAAGCAGCGGGAGAGGUGGGCAGACCCUCCGGUCGCGGCGUCAUGGACUCACCACCGCCCCCACCACCACGGCUCGGGAAGCAACAAGCUCCUAGAGCUGGACGAGGAGAAGCUGAGCAACUACGAGAUGGAGAUGAAACCUCUCAUGAGGAUGGAUUCUUAUAUGCAAGAGAUACACUCCCAAAAAAGACAUUAUAGCAAAAUGGGCCCCAGCAGAAGCCUGGCUGAGGACCACCACGGGGAAGAUCGGGGCUUUGGGGUCCAGAGACUGCGGGCUAAGUCCCAGAACAAGGAGAACUUCAGGCCCGCAUCUUCUGCUGAGCCAACAGUGCAGAAACUGGAAAGUCUGAGGUUAGGGGAAAAGGGGGAACCGCGGCUAUUGAGGUGGGACUUGACCUGCUCCCCACCGCAGAAAUCCUUACCUGUUGCACUAGAGUCAGAGGAGGAAAAUGGAGACGAGCUCAAAUCCGGUGCGGGUUCGGCUCCCAUCCUGGUUGUCAUGGUGAUCUUGUUAAACAUCGGAGUCGCCAUUUUGUUUAUUAACUUUUUCAUCUAACUCGAGACUGUCUUGUUUGCAAAAAUUAACAGUUUAAAACAAAAACAAAAAAAAGGUGUAUGAAUGGGGGAUUACGAAGCAAACGACACACACACACAAAACAAAAGGAGGGAAAGAUGUGGUCUUUUUGAACUGUCCUGAGACCUCUUCCAAAUCUUUUCACAGAAGAACAACAAAAUAUUGAGUAUCACUCACAGUUUGCCUUUUUUUCCUGGGUAAUGUUUUUUGGAUUUUAGCCAAAAUUCUUUGCUUGUAUAACACUUAUGCUGUGUGGCAUGGCAGAAUGGUAACAGCACUCCAGUCCUCCCAGCACCAGACAGGAUGAGAAGGGCUCCUCGAUGUCACUGACUAGGAAACCUUCAAAGAGGGUUUUUUAAAAAGCCAGAUGCUGAGAGUGGGGUGUCCUUUCCCACUUUUCCAGAGGGGACAGUGUGGUUGUGUGAAAUGGCUGUCCCAGAUGAGCACUUAUCACCCACCUCCUUGAUGACUGUGUGAACUGCUUCCUCAACGGGGAGGUUAGAUUCUAGGGAACAUAGUUUUUGCUUUCAAGGUGAUGUGAAACAAAUCCAUUUUCCACCACACCCAAAAUACGGGAAGCCCAAUUAAAUAGUUCAAGGUUAAAAAAAGAAAAGAAAAGCAACUUCUAAAUUCACCUUAAAAGUAUUUUUAAAGUCUGAAAGGCAACAGCUAGAGCAGAAGUCUUAACUACUUGCCCACACUUCCUUCCCUCCAAGUUAGGGAAGGAAGGUUAGGUGCCAGAAUGCUCCUCCAAAUAUAUCACCCAAGACUGUUAUUUAAAACUUGAUGUUCACAAAUAACUUGCAGUACAAAAAUUUCAGAAGAUCUAGCAAGACUGAACAUGAUACAUCUUGGCACAGGGAAACCCUGUGCCUAUAAUUGCAGGAAGUUCCACAUUGCACCCAGUUUUCAGGUCAUUUCUGGCACGUGUUAAAAACUGACCCAGCAAGAAUGAAAAGAAACUUUUCCUAGGGAUUGGUUUUGUCUAGCUAUAAGCCAGGCUCCAAAUUUGGGUCAGCCAGUUACCUGCCUCUCUCCCACUGUUCCUGGGAAAGGACCUUCGUGCAAGGGGAGAAAAAUCUCACUUGCCUCUCUUCCAUCAUGGAGUGCAACUCCUGUUUUGGCCCUCAGUUUACAUCUGUCCCCAUGAGAAGGUGUUUGGUGGGAGGUUUGCUUGCGUACCGUACCCCUCUCCCCAAAGAGUGUGUGGGGAGCAACUCCCCUCUGUGGCUGGCAAGGAGUGCAGUGCGGCUAGGUUCCUGUUCCAUCUUGCCAUGGGCCAUUUCCAGAUGUCAUGCUUGGCCUCUGAGCAUGUAACAUUUUUGCACUUUGUCCGUAGGAUGUAUAUUCCAGCUUCCGACAUAUCCCUGUACAAAAACGAAAAAAAAAAUCAUUGACAACAGCAGCCUCCGAGUAUGUAAAUGCUGUUUUUAUAUAUAUAUUUUUGUUUUUUCCUCCUCUAUGUAUCACUUAAUUUUGGUUUGGUUCAAAACAUCUUUGUAAGAUGCCUGCCUUGUUCUUUCUUUCUUUCUGACGCCCCUGGUAAUCCACUGAAAAUAUGCAUUCGUUCAUUAAAAGAUGCAGUACCCCUG